Alnus glutinosa is the source of this 512-nucleotide messenger RNA. RefSeq lists its product as uncharacterized. The record is from RefSeq and is a predicted model, not a curated record. Bases 87 to 410 code for a protein of 107 amino acids. The transcript is spliced from 2 exons. NCBI's taxonomy places the organism in Eukaryota, Viridiplantae, Streptophyta, Magnoliopsida, Fagales, Betulaceae.
CGUACAAUGUAAAGAGAAAGAGAAAGAAAAAGAAACUGACCCACUGCUCGUCAGUUUUGGGAGAGUUUUGAGUGAAAUAUUUGGAGAUGUACGUUGCUUCUUCCAUGAGAAAGUCGUUCAAGGACUAUCUCAAAGUGCUUGAAGCUGAUAUUCAGCACGCUAAUACUCUUUGUCAAGGAGGGAAACCCACCAAGCAUCAACCAAAGCAGGACAAACGUGCUCCAAACCACGAAAGCGGAACGGCAGAUCGAGAGAGGGAGAUUGAGAGAUCGAGGGAGAGGGAGAAAUUCUUGGUGGGUCGGCCGUUAUUGGGAGGGCGCCAACACCAGAGGUCAUGGCUGGCGCCGGCGAUGCCAAAGAUUGGUUUCCCGGUGGCCAAACAGUGGGAAUCCGGUUUUUUUAGCUCCUAGUAAGUAAAUUUCUUUGAUCUGGGUUGAUUUUCUAAGAAAUUUGGGAGCAAAAUUUUGUGGGUAGCCCGAAUGUCUAUUAGAAUCUUGGGGUUUUUUUUUUUU